Molecule: messenger RNA, 4118 nt
Organism: Pogoniulus pusillus (Red-fronted tinkerbird)
Lineage: Eukaryota; Metazoa; Chordata; Aves; Piciformes; Lybiidae
Product: protocadherin gamma-A10-like
Exons: 1
Coding region: 1248-3773 (841 amino acids)
Biological process (GO): homophilic cell-cell adhesion
Cellular component (GO): plasma membrane
Molecular function (GO): calcium ion binding
Source: RefSeq, a predicted model, not a curated record
GGCAAAAGCAAGAGUGAGAAACAAAAUGGAGAAAAAAGUCUUUCUUCUUCCCAGAGUUCUCAGCGUGACUGUGAGAGAAGUAGACACAAUUGUUUUUCAUUUCACUGCCUGUUAUCUAGUUCUUUUACCAAAACAUCCCAGCUUGCUUCAAACUAGCACACCCGGUCAGGUGUAUUUGGUGCUUUUUCUUCUUUUUUCUUCUGUCUCAGAAGAAAGUCACAGAGACAAGACCAUGACUCUGCUUCCUGCCUAUUGGGUAGUUGUGAAACAAUCAGUGUAAAGUGAUCAAGUGAGUAACACAAUGAUUUUCAAACAGGAGAGCCUCCUCCUGGAAUGUGUUCCCCGGAAGGUCUUGUAGGGAUAGAUGCCCACGGCAGGUGUGUGGCGGUGAUGUAGUUAAUUUGAAAGGUAUUUGGUAUGAACUCCGGUAUUUAAAGCCAACUUCCUGAUGUUUUGGUUAAUGAGCUUCUCCGAGGGAGGCUCUGAUAAUAAUGCGCUGCAUUUCACAGCAUGUUUUCCUAUUUUAUCUUUUCAAUGGUUUAUUUUAUUACCCUUGUACUUAAAGAAAAAAGAAAGAAAGACUUGGAGAUUGUGCUAUUGGAAGAGCAGGAUAAGACUCGUAACAGUUUUGGACGUCAUGUAAUGAAAAAUAAUGUAUUACUAUACAUAAAUCUCCCUUAGGAGAUCAGAUUUCCUAAGGAGGUAGUAUGCCACUAACGCGAGCAGUUAAGGGGGGAAAAAAAUCACAUAAAAAAAGCCACAACAGGAAACCAUCGGUGUCCGUUUGAGGGAGGAUCUUUCGUUUUGUUGGUCGGGAUGUGGGGAAUGAACGUGACUAUUGGUCUACCGAAAGGGUGAGGUAAAAGCGUUUAAAGUAGGCGUUGAGUGUGUGUGGAGACUGUGAUUUCGGACGACUGCGGUAAGGUUGUCAACAUCAUGUUAUGAGAAGAUUUCGUAUCACUGUCUAAACCCUGAGCGGACCUGCUAUCCGCUGCAGCAUCGAAGUGGCUGCAGUUCAGGGAGGAGGCUGCGGGCGCCGCUGUUGACUAAGGAGGAGCCAGAGAAAGCCGAAGCGGUGCCGGCAGCCCCGCCCGCUGCAUCUCGGCUCGCUCGCUGUUUCGGCGUUCGAGCGGUCCCCACCGUGCGGAGCCGAGCUUAAGCGAACCGAAGGGACAGGCAGCAGCGGAAGGCAGCGAGGAGCCGAACCAGGAGGCAGAGGCGGAUUGAGAUCUGUGGCGGCGGUGGAAAUGCGCGCGGCAGGGAGGACCUGGGGCCGGUGGGCUCGGGCACUGCUGUGCUGCGUCCUGCUGUCGGCAUGGGAGGCGGCAUGGGGACAGCUGCGCUACUCAGUGCCAGAAGAACUGCCCAAGGGCUCGUUCGUGGGCGACGUAGCCAAGGACCUGGGGCUGCAGAUGGCGGUGAUGCGUCUCAUAGACAGAGGUAGGACGCAGUAUUUCUCUCUGCACGGCAAGACGGGACAUUUGGUGACGGCAGAGAGGAUAGACAGAGAGCAGCUGUGCCGGCUGCUGGAGAAAUGCAUGUUGCGAUGUGAGAUGAUAGUGGAAGGAGAAAUGCAGGUUUAUGACAUCGAAGUGGAAAUCACGGACAUUAAUGACAACGCUCCCAGCUUUCGAGAGACAGAAAUGCAACUGAGAGUGAGCGAGAUGACAGCGCUGGGCUCACGGUUUCCUCUCCGAGACGCACAGGACCCGGACUCGGGGCCGAAUUCCCUGCAGAGCUACGAGCUGAGUGGUGAUGAGCACUUCUCACUGGUCGUGCAGGCUGACCACGGCAGCGAUCGGCGUCCCGAGCUGGUGCUGGCCAAGGCACUGGACCGGGAGGAGGCGGCCUUUCACGAGCUGGUGCUGAGAGCGAGGGACGGCGGCGAGCCGCCGCUGACGGGCACAGCGCGGAUCCGAGUGGUAGUGCUGGACGCGAACGACAACGCGCCCGUGUUCAGUGCUGCAGAGUACACGGUGCGUGUGCCAGAGGACGUGUCCGUGGGCUCCACCCUCGUCGUUGUAACGGCCACUGACCGCGAUGAGGGGAUCAACGGACACGUGAAAUACAGUUUCCAUAAAAUUUCAGACAAAGCGUCGGAACUUUUCCACCUGGAUGAGGAUACAGGAGAAAUAUCCCUUAAAAAGGAAAUCGACUUUGAGGAGAUCUCCAUACAUGAGCUCGAGAUACAGGCACACGACGGAGGAGAGCUUUCCGACACUACGAAAGUGGUGAUUACAGUGACAGAUGUCAAUGACAACACACCCGAAUUGACAGUUACUUCUCAGCUGAGAGAGAUCUCUGAGGACUCCCCACCAGGGACCGUGGUGGCCCUGCUGCACGUGCAGGACGGGGACUCGGGGGCCAACGGCCAGGUGCGGUGCUCCCUGGACGCGGGAGUCCCGUUCCGGCUGCAGAGCUCUCGCGGCAGCUAUUACAGCGUGGUGACGACGAAAGAACUGGACCGGGAGGAUGUGUCAGAGUACAACGUGACGGUGCGAACAGCCGAUGGCGGGUCACCGCCUCUGUGGAGCAGCACGGUGCUGACCCUCAGGGUGCUGGACGUUAACGACAACGCACCGGUGUUCAGCGAGGCGAGCUACAGCGCCCGGCUGGCCGAGAACAACGCGGCGGGCGCGCUGGUGCUGACGGUGCGGGCGAGGGACGCGGACUGGGGGCAGAACGCGCGCGUGCGGUACCGGCUGGGCGAGGGGCGGGUGCGGGACGUGCCGCUGUCGUCGUACGUGUCGGUGCAGGCGGAGACGGGCGCGCUGUACGCGCUGCGCUCCUUCGACUACGAGGAGGUGCGCGAGGUGGGGCUGUGGGUGGUGGCGGAGGACGGCGGCUCCCCGGCGCUGAGCAGCAACGUGUCGGUGCGGAUCGUGAUCGUGGACGAGAACGACAACGCGCCGCAGGUGCUGUACCCAGCGCCGGCGCCCGUGUCCGGGGCCGGUGUCCGUGGCUGGUCGGGCGUGGAGCUGGCGGCGCGGUCGGCGGAGCCCGGGUCGCUGGUGGCCAAGGUGGUGGCGGUGGACGCGGACGCGGGUCAGAACGCGUGGCUGUCGUACGAGCUGGCCAAGGCGACGGAGCCGGGGCUGUUCCGCGUCGGGCUGCACAGCGGCGAGGUGCGCACUGCGCGCUUCCCGCUGGCCCGCGACGCGGCCCGGCAGAGCCUGGUGGUGCUGGUGAAGGACCACGGGCGGCCGGCGCUGUCUGCCACGGCCACGCUGACGGUGGUGCUGGCCGAGAACGUGGCCGACAUGCUCUCCGAAAUGGGCAGCGCGGCGGCAGCAGUGCCGGGCGAGCCAGCGGGCAGCCUGACGCGCUGGCUGGUGCUGGCCGUGGCAGCUGUCUCCUGCCUCUUCCUCGCCUUCCUGUUACUCUUGCUAGCAUUGCGCCUGCGGCGUUGGCGCCGCUCGCAGCUGCCUCCGGCGGCGGGCGAGGUCUUGCGUGGCGUCCCGGCCACGCACUUCGUGGGCAUCGACGGCGUCCGCGCCUUCCUGCGCUCCUACUCGCACGAAAUGUCUCUCACCACCGAUUCUCGCAAGAGCCAGCUCCGCUUGUCUCCUGCCAGCUGCUGUGACACCCUUCCGGUCCACCCGCAGCCCGACGAACCCGCCCCGCUGCUCGGGGAGGACCCUGCCGGCUCCCGCUCGCACGACGCGGACAAUGCCCCGGUGAGUGCCUCUCCACCUACCUGCUCCCACAGACCUUCCAUUCCUGCUGCUUCUGCUCCUCUGCCCUCUUCCUAUCCUUGUCUGCCUGCUGCCUAGGCAGGGUUCCUGACAAGGAAGGCAAAGUUUCCUGUUGGCUGCUGACGCCUCUUGCUUCCGGCAGGUGAUCGUGAGGUUAUGGCUCAGCGUAAUUUUUGGUGUGGGAGGCAGGAGCCGUGGUCGGGCUGCUGUUGGCAGGAGUUCGGUUAGCGUGUGCUCUGUGCUUUUGUCCCAUACCAGGUUGUUUCUCAUUGUGUCCCCUGAUUAAUGCAAUCCUGGUUUCCCCCUCAGUUUGAUCUCUUCUGAAGGGUUGUGUUGAUGUAUAAGCCAGUGGGAGAGUGCAUUAAAAGCAGGAUCAGACAUCUUCCCAAAAGACGAGACUGCCUUCAAUAGGAGCAUUUAAGC